UACACAAAACGAAAGUGCUUGUACGGGUGAAUUGAUAUUAGUAUCGAAAUAUAUGUAAUUUUUCCGAAUCUUCUCAAUAUAUUUUUUAUUCUAGCUUCCUAAUAGCUAUCAGAAUGUUAGCUCCUGUAUUUACGUUAAAUUUGAGUCACAAAAUAUUGGCGCACAGAGUUACAAUAGGCAAAUAUGAUGGUAUUCAUCCAUGUUUAACUGCUGCAACAGCUUCAGACAAAAUAUUUGUUCAUAGCCCCCAUAGAAAUACUUUAUAUAAAGGAGGACGUUGGGCUGAUUCAUCUUUGUCUGGAGACUUGAGUCUUUUGAACAUAAAUCAGUCUGUCACAUGUGUAGCUGCUGGACCUUUAAAACCAGAUACAAAAAAUGAUAUACUUGUUGUUGGAACUGCUACUAACUUACUAGCAUAUGAUGUUGAAAAUAAUACUGAUUUAUUUUACAAAGAUGUGCAUGAUGGUGCAAACUGUCUUCUAAUAGGCCAUCUUGGAGACAGAGACAAGCCUUUAGCAAUAGUUGGAGGUAAUUGCUCUUUACAAGGUUUUGAUCAUGAAGGAAAUGACCCAUACUGGACUGUCACUGGUGAUAAUGUUAGUUCCAUCAUAUUGUGUGAUUUUAAUCAUGAUUCAUUCAAUGAGUUGAUUGUAGGAUCUGAAGAUUUUGACAUUCGUGUUUUCCGAAAUGAUGUUAUAAUUGCAGAAAUGACAGAGACAGAAGCAGUAACUGGUUUAUGUAAAGUGAUGGGUCAGCAUUUUGGUUAUGCACUUGCAAAUGGCACUGUUGGUGUUUACAAAGGCGUUGAUAGAUCAUGGAGAAUAAAGUCAAAAAAUCAAGCAAUGUGUUUGAAUAGUUAUGAUAUUGAUGGUGAUGGAGUACCUGAAAUCAUAACUGGUUGGAGUAAUGGCAAGAUUGAUGCUCGCAAUGUUCAGUCUGGAGAAGUUGUUUUUAAAGAUAAUCUUUCUCAUUGCAUUGCUGGAAUUGUAAAAGGUGAUUAUCGUUUAUCAGGGAAAGAAGAAUUAAUCUUUUGUGCUACAGAUGGGGAAGUUAGAGGUUAUGAAGCUACAUCAGCCGAGAUGCGUCAUCAUAUGCUUGAUGCUAACUUUGAACAAGAGACUAUUAGAGACCUGGCCCAAAAAAAGCAGGCAUUGCUUUUGGAAUUGAGAAAUUAUGAAGAAAAUGCUAGAAUUGGAAGUGGUAAUUUAAAAACAGCAGGACGAGCAAGCCAACAUCAUGAUGAGUAUGGCAUAAUUCCGGCUACAACACAGUUAAAAACAGGACUUACCAUUAACCUUGGAUCUGAAAAAAUUGGGCCUCAUAUUGAAGUUUCAUUGGAGACUACAAAUAAUACUAUUAUACGGGCAGUCCUUAUCUUUGCUGAGGGAAUAUUCGAUGGAGAAUCUCAUGUUAUCCAUCCCAAAGAAAAUCAACUAUUUUCGUCAAUACAUAUUCCUUUAUGGCCUCCUAAAGAUCUGCCAAUAGAUUUACACAUCAAAGCUAUGAUUGGCUACAAAGGAAGUGUACACUUUCAUGUAUUUGAAUUAACAAGACAGUUACCCAGGUUUUCAAUGUAUGCCCUUAUGUCAGAACAUACGGAUGAAGAACCUGAGAGUUAUGUGAAAUUCUUCCUCAAUGACAGAAUUCAGCGGGUUCUUUUAUGGGUUAAUAAUAAUUUCCUGCUGAUGCAAGAUUUAGACUAUACAAAUCAGUUAAAUUUAAGAUUCACAUGUUUACGUUCUCAGCAGCCAUUGAUUAUAACAAUGGAUUCAUCUUCAGAGGUAUUUAUAAAGACAGAUGACAUGGAAUUAGCAGGAGAACUGAUACAGUCAUUGGCACAGUCUCUAACCCUAGAAGAUCUUUCUGUCACAGCUCACUUUCCUCAAGAAAUGGAAAACUUGAGUAAUAUGCUUACAAAAGUAAAUGAACAUCAAUCAGUUAGACAGCAGCUGUCUGCAGAUAUGGCUGAUAAUUCAGGCUUGAUAAGAAAUCUUGUUGUCAGAGCUGAAGAUGCUCGACUUAUGAGAGAUUAUGCAUCCAUGCGACGAUGGCAUCAAGAUUUACAUGCUUUGAAUACUGAGCUUAUAAAUAAUUAUAAAAUAAGGUCAAACAACCAUGAAGAGCUUAUGACAUGCCUAAAGCAAGUAAAUCAAAUUAUUCAACGAGCAGGAAGGCUCAGAGUUGGAAGGCCCAAAACUCAGGUGAUUAAUUCAUGCAGAGCUGCUAUAAAGAACAAUGACAUUACUUCUCUGAUUAAAGUAAUCAGCACUGGAGACCCAUGAUUUCAAAAAUUAUUUAUAUUGUGUGAAAUAUUUUUGUACCUUUUUGUUUUAAAUGAGGUUAUUUAAAAUUGUUCUUUCUAGUCCUAUGUAAUGUUCUGAUGUCCAUUAAAUGCUAAGCUUAAAAAAAACUAAUUGUUCAUCAGCAUGCACAAUUAUUUAAUAAUUUUAAACGAUAUUAUUAUAUUUUUAUCAUAUUAAUGCAGAACAAUUUAAUAAAUCGAUUUUUAAUCCUGUCA
This is a messenger RNA of Stegodyphus dumicola, 2518 nucleotides long. Its product is annotated as BBSome complex member BBS2-like. Gene Ontology annotation, molecular function: protein binding. Gene Ontology annotation, biological process: non-motile cilium assembly. Gene Ontology annotation, cellular component: neuron projection; ciliary basal body; BBSome. The record is from RefSeq and is a predicted model, not a curated record. NCBI's taxonomy places the organism in Eukaryota, Metazoa, Arthropoda, Arachnida, Araneae, Eresidae.